UGUUUUUAUGAAAGGAGUAGAAGCUGGGCUAGGAUUUGAUGCCAUGUCCUAACUUUUUGAACCUCGAUCGAACGGGUAUAACCAGGGCCACGUGGUAGUAGCAGGAUUUUUUAGUAAUCAACUAGAUAUUUUCAAACAAUAUCAAUAUAUUCAAAUCCCGCAUGAAGCAGACGGAGCAAGCUUUCGUCCUAUCUCGGGUUUCACAACCACGACGACUGAAACCCAAGGCGCUUGCCCCCAGACUCUCGUCCGUUAUGCAAACAACAAGCCUCGCACCACUAAGGCUCCUCCCACCGUCUAUGCGCCCCUCAUACCACUUGAUGAUGAUGGGGAAGUGAGACUUUGUGAUACGCUAUAAGAUGAUCAAAAGUCAAGUUAAUUGAACUCUGUAGGAGCUGAGAUGAACCAUAUAUAUAUAUAUAUCUCUCUCUGCUGAGAAGGCACGUAAGGACGUGGUAUUGUUGUGGCGGCUGGCUUAGCCCCAAGCCCCUGAAAUUCACCAAUCAAGCGACCACCAGCGGCUGGAUGGCUGGCUGGGCUGCUUGCCUACGGAGGUAAAGCUGGUGCGGAACGGAAGCCCAGCGGGACGGUUUCGACUGACGGCAGCACCAAAAUAUUCGUUUCGUCCCUUCAACGACGCGAAGAAGGUCUCUCUCCCUUCUCUAUUGUCCAUCUGAAAAGUUCCACAGUACCUGUACGCGUGCAGUCAAUUUGCUCUUUGUCUUUCACUUCAUUCCGUGGCAGGGAGAAGAGAAAAUACCAGGAUCCAGAGAAGGACAAGGCUAGGCUGGAGUACGAGUAGUGAACCCGAACAAAGCUUUAGAGGGAAAGGCAGGUGCCGACGUCGAUCAUACAGGAACCCGGCGGAAAGGAGACGGCGAUCCAGCUAUCGAAAUCUGCUUGCUGCGAAGAUCACAUUCCUGACGAAGGAGAAAGGCAAGGGAUCUUGACCAUCCCUCAGAUGUAUCCUCCCUCUGUUCAAUAAACCUGCGAGGGCUUCAGCCAUGCGAUAACCACUACCUAUACCCACGAAAAGCGAGCCUGAGAAAAGAGACAGUUGGCCAAAUCUAUGAAUGGGGAGUUAAGAGGGGACAGCAAUCAACAAUGAAUGGGGCUGCGGCUAGAGGCAAGGCGCUUCCAGCCCGGCCGAACCAGGAUUGGAGCUUUGGCGGCGGUCAAGGGGCCAGGAAUUAUGGAGCGAAUGCGCCGAAGAAUGGGUACAGCAGGAAGGAGAAUGUGGAUCCCAGGACCAACAUGCAGGUAGCGCAGCAGAAUACUGGGAGGAGGGGAGCAGCGCCUUUGCCAGUGCCAGUACCAGCGCCUCCAGAACCAAACGGCAGGACGGUCCUCGAGGGUUACAGGAAGGACGUGAUGAAUGGCUUCGAGGAGAAGCCCAGAUACAAUCCGAUGAAUCCCACGAGGCCGCAGAGCUCGACGCUCUUGAAUGUCAAUGAUCCGAUCCAAAUACAUCUGCUGGUUGAGACUGCGCUGGGCGACAGCAAGGAGUACGAACUCUUGUCCCAGGAAGAGGUGGACGACCUCAAGAAGCAAUGUCAAGUCCUCACCCAGCGGAUCGAACAAACGCGGCAGAACCUCGCCAUCCAAUCCAAAUACCGCGAUGCUGCCAUCUCCAUGGCGAAGCUGUACUCGCCCUCGGACAAGAGAGAAGGCCAGGACGGCGGGAGGAGGAGGAGUAUCUUUGGACAUAACCGCAACAGCAGUGAUUCGGUCAAAGAGGCAGAUCAGGAGCGGAUAGCCAGCGAGAAGAAAUGCGAGGAUCUGGCGCUGGAGUUAUGGUCUUUGGAGAAACGGCUUAUGGAGCCUCAGACAAGACUGCUGAAGCAUACUGCGGGAAUACUUCAGAUGACACAUAAAGGACCAAAGAAGAUGCCCAAGGGCCAGGGAGCGUCGCAGCAGCAAGGCAUUCCUGGGAGUCCAGAGAGCAUGUACACGUAUUCGAAUGCGAGGAGUAGUAUGGAGCCUAUUCACGACGAGAUGUUCUUCGAUGAGAGGAGUUUCUACAAGGAUGCAGAUCGUCUGGAUGGUUUCAAUAUUGGUGGGAGGGAGAGCUUGAUCCCUUCUACAGGGCCGUCAAAGGAGCAGAUGCAGAUGAUUGCCAAUACGGAACAGCAGUUGGAGAGUCUGAAUAAUCGGCUACGGGAAGUUAUCAUCAAGGUCAAUCCGGAGCGGGAGGGGAGUUUUGGAACUCCUUUCAGUAGGACUGACCGGGAUGGGAAAUCUGCGGAAGCUGGGACAACGUUGCAAAGUCAUCUGGAAUAUUUGGAAAAGGGCAUUAUUGCUAUUGAUCAGGAGAGUGCUGGUCAGUCAACAAGAGUUCAGGUACAGUCUGAGGCCGCUAUGGAACAGACGCUGGGGGAACUGAAUGGAGAGGUCCGGAAUCUUCUUUUACCAUAUGAUCCCAACCGACCAGAGCCACCAAAGCUUACUGGAAGUGGAUUGAACGAGCAACUUGGAUAUUUCCAGGAGAUUAUUGGCGCUGUGGCAGUGGAAUUGUCUCGAGCAUCUAGUACCGCAAACAAGAGUACGGGUAAUUCGGAGAAUUUGGAGCAGAUGCAGACAGUCAUGAUGGGAUUAUGGGAUAUCAUACAAUCUGGCGAGGAAGACCAGCGGCAGAGGAAAGCAGAACGUCGCCAGACUCGAACAGCUCAAAAUCUUCCGCAAGAUGAGGAAGACUCUCCUGAUGAAGGGGAUGAUCCGAAUGAGAAUUUCUCUAUACAGGCAUUCUCUACGAAGGUUCAAUGGCUGUACUCCCAGGCUACUCGUCUAAAGGAUCAGAAGAAGGUCUUGCAGCGACAGAUCAAGCAACAGCGGGAGCUCAACAACAAGUCGGAUGCAGCCAAGGAUGCUGAAAUGGUGCAGAAAGGCGAGGAGUUGCAGAGGAUGCAAGACCUCCUCACUCGGACCGAAGCAGAUGCCGAUAAUGUUCGACAGCAGCUGAGUGAUAUGAUGGAAAAGCUCGAUGAGACCAAUCAGCGAGAACUCAUGCGUGAUCAAUCGCGGUCGAAAGAUGAAUCAGCUGCCGUUCAGCAGGCUCAAGAGGAGCUCAGUAGUCGGGCUCAGAAGAUUCAACAGAUCGAGAGUGAACUCAGUUCAAGGAAUAAGCAGUUCCAGCAGAUUGAGAGCGAGCUCAAGUCACGAGAUCAGACGAUUCAGGAAGUUGAGAAUGAGCUUAAUGCUCGCAACCAGACUAUCGCUGCUCUUGAAGAAGAGUUACAGGAUAUGAAGGACGACCAAUCCAUCGGCAAUGCAGAACUACAAGGCAAAAUGGCCGACUCCGAAUCCAAGAUCGCAACCUUAACACAAGAGCUAGCCGCCGCAGCAGCCGCGAAGACCACCUUCGAAAAGGGCACCCAGGAGAAAGACCAAGCCCUCGCCGCCAAAGACAAAGAGAUGGAAGACAUGAACAUGGAGAUCGCCCGCCUCCAAACCGAAGUCACCAUCGCUCGCGCCGAGCUCGACGGCGCCUACGGCUCCCGCGCCCAGCGCGCCGCAGAAGUAGCAGCCAACCCAGCCAUCCAAAAGGAAAUCGACACCCUCACCAAGAGCAACUCCUCCCUCGCCGCCGAGAUCGCAGCUCUCAAGGAGAAGGCCUCCUCCUCGACCUCCUCACCGGACGCGGACGCCAAGAUGGCGACGCUGAAGAAGGAGCUAGAGGAGACGAUCGAGGAGUACGAGCAGAUGACCAAGGCGAGCAUUGAGUGGGAGAAGGAGCGGGAGAGCCUCGAGGGCACGAUCGAUAAGUUGAGGGAUGAGAGGGAGAAUCUCGAGGCGCAGUUGAGUGAUGAGAAGGUUAGGUGGUUGGGCAUGUCGAGUCCGGCGUUUGAUGGGAGGGGGAGUGGGAGUGGGGGUGGGGGACUUCCGCCGGGGUCAACGAGCACGACGGUGUUGAAGAAUGAGUUUAAGAAGAUGAUGAGGGAUACUAGGGCUGAGAGCACGAAGGCUUUGAGGGCCGAACAAGCCGAACGCCGCCGUCUCGAAGACGAACUCCGCGCUCUGAAGAAGGCUCAAGGGCCGGGGAAAUCAAGUCUUAGUCAGAGUUAUGGCGCUUGAAUGAGUGAUUGAUUGGUUGAUUGAGUGAUUGAUCACCGCCGUUUUCUCAUUGUAUUUACUUACAGCCCCUCUUCCUUCUCACUUCUUUCCUCUGAGGGGAUCAUGGGGUUGAGUGGUAUGUGUUGGAGUUGGGUUGGAAUUGAUGUGGUGGAGAUGGAGAUGGAGAUGAAUGUGAAUGUGAAGAUAUGGAAGGAAAAUGGAGAAGUGGGAGAGACUGUAGAAUUUGCAGUCGAGAUUCAGGGGAGUGGGGCAAAGCUGUAUAUUUGUAUGAUUAUGAUGAUGCACAUGAUACGAUUUUCUUGUUUUGGGUAGAUUUUUUGUUUCUUUCUUUCUUUCUUUCUUUCUUUCUUGUUCAAAAUUGUUCUAUUCUAUUCUGUUUGGGUGGUGGUGGGAUUGUUGCUGUUGAUUUUAUAUCAUGUUAUACUUUUCACCGAGGCAAAGAAUCUUUGUUUAGUUUCGAUCUUGGUCUUGGUCUCGCUUUCGUCCGUUGAGGGAGAGCGAGGCUACGAGGAAGAAUCAGAGUGAGAAUGAGGGCGAGGAAAAUAUUAAGAAUGUGGAUUCGGACGGGUUAGGGGAGAGAGAGAAUGUAUAAAUAAGAAUGAGAAUAGGGAACGGAAAUGAAAAUGAGAAUGAAAAAGACCUCGGGAUGGAAUGAAAGAACGGAACAGCGCUUGUUUACUCGUUUACUCCUUUACUUGUUUGUCUGAAAUGUGAGUCUUUAGCGAGCGAUCGAGCGUGUGUAAUCAAGCAAAAAGAUACGUAAGUACCUGCUAAGGCCAGAGGCGAGGAGAUAAAUAAAUAGAUGGAUAGAAAACACUCUUAUAAUGAAAUAAAAAAAAUAAAGCAAAAU
Cadophora gregata is the source of this 4921-nucleotide messenger RNA. RefSeq lists its product as uncharacterized. NCBI's taxonomy places the organism in Eukaryota, Fungi, Ascomycota, Leotiomycetes, Helotiales, Ploettnerulaceae. The coding region runs from base 1105 to 4071 and encodes 988 amino acids. The record is from RefSeq and is a predicted model, not a curated record. The transcript is spliced from 3 exons.